AUGCUUCCUGUAGAUGGAAAGGAAGGUCCUCCUGAUGUUUGCAUCAUCGAGUUAGGUGGAACUAUAGGAGAUAAUGAAUCUAGACCUUUCACUGAUGCACUUAGCCAAUUAUCAUACAGUGUUGGACCUGAGAAUUUCUGUCUGAUCCAUGUCACCCUCGUGCCUGUGCUCAGUGUUGUUGGUGAACAGAAAACAAAACCUACUCAGCACAGCGUUAGAGAUCUACGAGGAUUGGGCUUAACACCUGAUAUUUUAGCUUGUCGAAGCACACAGGUACUUGAAGAGAAUGUAAAAGGAAAGCUAUCUCGAUUUUGCUAUGUUCCGAUUCAAAAUAUCUUCUCUCUCCAUGAUGUUCAUAACAUUGGGCACAUUCCCUUGUUGCUCAAGGAUCAGAAGGCUCAUGAAGCAAUCUCAAAAGUUCUGAACCUUGCUAGUAUUGUUAAAGAACCUUCUUUAGAGAAAUGGGCUUCAUUGGUGGAAAUUAGUGACAACUUACAUGUACAAGUGAGAAUAGCUGUCGUUGGGAAAUAUACAGACCUCUCAGAUGCAUAUCUAUCAGUCUUAAAGGCCCUAAUGCAUGCUUCUGUGGCUUUUGGAAAAAAGCUUGUAGUUGAUUUGGUUCCAUCUUCUGAUCUUGAAAUAACCACAAAGAUAGAGAACUCAUGCGCAUACGAGGCUGCCUGGAAGUUACUGAAGGGCGCAAAUGGAGUUCUUCUCCCUGGAGGGUAUGGUGAAAGAGGGAUGGAAGGGAAGAUUCUUGCAGCAAAAUACGCUCGAGAAAACAACAUACCUUUCCUAGGUAUCUGUCUUGGGAUGCAAGUCGCUGUCAUCGAGUUUGCACGCUCAGUUCUCUGCUUGCCCGAUGCAAAUAGCACUGAGUUCAAUCCUGAAACCAAACAUCCAUGCAUCGUUUUCAUGUCUGAAGGCUCCACGACUCAUAAGGGAGGGACAAUGAGAUUAGGAUCAAGAAGAGCUUACUUCCAUGUCAAGGACAGUAUAUCUGCAAGGCUAUAUGGGAACAAGGAGUUUGUAGAUGAGAGGCAUCGCCAUAGAUACGAGGUGAAUCCUGAUAUGGCUGUAUCCCUCGAGAAGGCAGGUCUCUCAUUUGCUGCAAAAGAUGAGACUAACAAACACAUAGAGAUUGUUGAAGUUCCAACCCACCCUUUUUUCAUUGGUGCUCAAUUCCAUCCUGAGUAUAAAUCUAGACCCGGGAAAGUAUCUCCAUUGUUCUUAGGACUAAUAGCAGCAUCAUGUGGUGAGCUAGAUGCAGUUCUGAGUCCAGUCUCCAUUCAACAAGAUAAAAACCAACAUGUGGUACUUGGAACAAGGGUUGAACCAGAAACUGGUUUUUGUAGUGAAACCAACAAGACAUGUCAGAAACAGCGUCUCCUAUGUGGCGGCGUGAGCAAUGGAAGUGGAGGAAAGUUAACGCCAGGGAAACCGGGAAGUGGUGCCGGAGGUGAUGACUGUGACGGUAACGGAUAUGGAAAAAGGGGAAAAUUUCCUGGGAACGGAGGAAAGAGUGACGGUAACGGAGGAACGCCGGUGAAGGACAACCCCGGUGGAAACAGAUUUUUCAUUUCAUCUGUUGGAUUCUGAUCGUUGAGAUGGCGAGCUGCGGUUGUUUCCGGCGAGAGGUGGAAGAGCAGAAUUAGGGUUAGGGCUAAAGUGGUUACUGAAGAAGUCAUUUGUUUAUAUGUGUGUUUUACUAUGCUUCUGUCUGUUGCAAUAGUAGAUGUUUAGUAUGAGUAUAUAUAUAGGCCUUUUUCACACAACUAAACGAACUUUUUCAUUUAUUUUAAAAUCUAUCAUUAUGUUUUUACCAACCAUGUACCUGCAUAUUGUAAAUUGCAGUAAUUUUAUUGACAAAAUUAAAC
Molecule: messenger RNA, 1877 nt
Organism: Eruca vesicaria subsp. sativa (arugula)
Lineage: Eukaryota; Viridiplantae; Streptophyta; Magnoliopsida; Brassicales; Brassicaceae
Source: the annotation of a GenBank genome assembly